CGCCCUCCGGCGAGCGAUCUCCGUCUUCCAUGGCUUCGAAUCCGAACGGAAAUUCGAAGCUCGGUUUCGCCGCCGCCGUUUUCCUGGCGCUCGCCGCCACGGCGUCGGCGUCGGCGUCGGCCGCCGUCUCCGUGUACUUGUGGAAGAGGAGGAAGUCGAGGGAGCUGGAAUCGAGGAUUCGGGAGCUCGAGGCGUCGCUCCGGUCCUCGUCGGAGAAGUGCGCCGCCGAGAGGCGAGGCCGCAUCGGGGCUCAGCAGGCUUUGAGGAAAGCUAUAGCGCAACCUCGGUUGGAAAAUUCUGAGGUCACUUCUUAUCCGAUGAGACCUAUUGGCAUUGUCAAGUCAUGCUUUUCUACCAGGAAUGGCACGCCAAGGCAGCCUUUAAUUGUGCCCCUUGCAAGAGCAUCUUUGGUAUUUGAUGCAUCUCUAGUCCCUCCGGCAUCACUUGAGGGCCUUGAAGGAUAUUCUCAUUGUUGGAUUAUAUAUGUUUUCCAUCUCAAUACAGAUUUGGAGAAGUUGUGGAAGGAGACAUCUAGAUCAAAGUUCAAGGCAAAGGUCAGGGUGCCAAGACUGAAAGGAGAAAAGGUGGGAGUCUUUGCUACAAGGUCUCCACAUCGACCCUGCCCUAUAGGGCUAACUGUUGCAAAGGUGGAAGCUAUCAAAGGAAACACGGUUUUACUCUCAGGUGUAGAUUUGGUUGAUGGGACACCGGUUCUGGAUAUUAAACCUUAUCUCUCAUACUGUGAUAGCCUCCCAGGAGCAAGAGUACCAUCCUGGGUAAUGGUCGACAGCUCACUAGCAGUUGCUUCUGUGAACUUCUCUGGUCAUUUCUCUUCAACACUAGCUGAUUGCUGGGCAGUUGCGGGAAAGAGUUCGAUGUAUGCAUCACCAGAAGAGCUUCAGAAGUUGAUCGAGGAAGUCCUUUCAUGGGAUAUACGAUCGGUAUCUCAGAGAAACCGAUCACAUGAUUUGCCUGUCGGGGAAAUUAAUGGUAAAGCAUCUGAUAUGACUUCGGACCUCGACAAUCUGCACGAAGAUGGUUCCGAUGGACAUGAGAAGGCACCUCUGCAUCCCACGGAUAUAGUCUAUCACCUUGUUUUGGAAAGAUUCGACAUUUCGUAUAGUAUUGAUCCUGAUGGAAAUGUCUUUGUGGAGAAAGUCUCACUUCCCUCGGACAUCCCAGAUAAUAACAAUGAGAAUAUUGCAAACCAAUACGAAGAAUGACUUGGAUGACUAGGUUGCUCAAGGAUUUUGGUAAUCCAAAUGAUGAUUUGCUUGGAUUAGGGUUCAUUUCAUGCUGGAGCUUGGGGUUCCUGUUUUUUCUCUAUGUCUGAUUAUCCAUUGCUACUU
Molecule: messenger RNA, 1349 nt
Organism: Eucalyptus grandis
Lineage: Eukaryota; Viridiplantae; Streptophyta; Magnoliopsida; Myrtales; Myrtaceae
Product: tRNA (adenine(37)-N6)-methyltransferase
Exons: 9
Coding region: 30-1223 (397 amino acids)
Source: RefSeq, a predicted model, not a curated record